This is a messenger RNA of Sclerotinia sclerotiorum 1980 UF-70, 336 nucleotides long. RefSeq lists its product with no specific name. The coding region runs from base 1 to 336 and encodes 111 amino acids. The record is from RefSeq and is a predicted model, not a curated record. NCBI's taxonomy places the organism in Eukaryota, Fungi, Ascomycota, Leotiomycetes, Helotiales, Sclerotiniaceae. The transcript has 2 exons.
AUGGCCUCAUCAAGGUCUCAAGGCGAGAAAGAGACUUGUGAAGUUGUGACAAUCCAAUCCAAUCGAAAUCAAUUUCCGAGCAAAGCAGAAAAGCAGCAAAGCAUUGCACUUGCACAAAUUUCAGUCUCGUCUCUAGGUACGAGUAGCUCAAAUUUCCGUCGAUUCAAUUUGUCGCAUUAUUGCAUCGCCGCAUCGGACUUUACACUAAAAUACCUUACCUACCUUAAAGGUCCUAAACACAACAUAAAGGGUGCUUUAAAGAAAGAAGCACAAGCCAAAAGGUUUCGCAAAGGAAAUUCAUCCAUUUACGCUCGUGCCUUUUUGCCCUUUUUUUAA